UCCACUUGAGAGCCCACUGUGGUCCCAAUGCCUUUCCCAGCCCGUUUUCGCUCCUGCUCCAGGCUCCGCCUCCGCCGUGUCCGCGCUUGUCGCCCCGCCCCACACAGCAGCUCCGCCCCCGCUCGCUCCGCCCCCGGAGUCACUCCUCUGGCGUUGCUCCCUCAAAGCGGAAGUGAAGCCGGACUGAGGCUCCUACAGUGGUACCUCCUGGCCUUUGGUGACGAGUCGCGUCAGUUCCGACCCGGACCCGUACGCUGCUGCGCUGACGUGGCUACCGGAAGUAGGGCUGGCGUAGGGCCGCCAUGUUGCAGCAGGAUAGUAAUGAUGACACUGAAGAUGUUUCCCUGUUUGAUGCAGAAGAGGAGACGACUAAUAGACCAAGAAAAUCCAAAAUCAGACAUCCAGUAGCAUCAUUUUUCCACUUAUUCUUUCGAGUCAGUGCAAUCGUCGUCUAUCUUCUCUGUGAGUUGCUCAGCAGCAGCUUUAUUACCUGUAUGGUGACAAUUAUCUUGUUGUUGUCGUGUGACUUUUGGGCAGUGAAGAAUGUCACAGGUAGACUAAUGGUUGGCCUACGUUGGUGGAAUCACAUUGAUGAAGAUGGAAAGAGCCACUGGGUAUUUGAAUCUAGAAAGGAGUCCUCUCAAGAGAAUAAAACUGUGUCAGAGGCUGAAUCAAGAAUCUUUUGGUUGGGACUUAUUGCCUGUCCAGUGCUGUGGGUGAUAUUUGCCUUUAGUGCACUCUUCUCCUUCAGAGUAAAAUGGUUGGCGGUGGUUAUCAUGGGUGUGGUGCUACAAGGUGCCAACCUGUAUGGUUACAUCAGGUGUAAGGUGGGCAGCAGAAAGAAUUUAACCAGCAUGGCUACUUCAUAUUUUGGAAAGCAGUUCUUACGACAAAACACUGGAGAUGAUCAGACUUCCUGAAUAGAGAAAACUUAAUGUGCUUUGUUACAUUGGGGAACAACUGAAGAGAUUCUUGACUCUGAACCUUUUAGAGCUUAGUCCAUGUUGCAACGAGGAGUGUUGGCUUUGUUUUUCCACUUAAAAACUUUAUUUAUAAAAAGGAAAAGUAGUUUUCAUGUUAAGUUUUUAUUUCCUUUCCAGCAUUUGGGGCUAGAAAGUAUAUGUUGGCACUAGAAACAUUGUCAAGAUUUAUUCUGUGGUGUAGGUAUGCACAUGUUCCAUAGGUAUGCACACAGCCAUGUAAUAUCAGUAUAUCCCAAGUUAAUGAAAGUGUUCAUUUACAUAGGUAAUGGAGACCUUUGCAUUUUGAUCCAUAAAACAUGGGAGGAUGUUCUUAGUCUGUCUCAAAGCUCUGUGUGUUUACAUAUUAUUUCUGUAGAUGAUUUUCAGGAGUAAAUUUUGCUUCCAUGGUUAAGAGUGAGCACUUUGGCUUAUGUAUAAGUCAGAAAUUAUUGUUAGUUUUUAAUAUGUACUUCAUGGGGAAAUUUCUUAGACAUAUACAAGCAAGUGAAAACAGUUAGGGCCAGUGGUAUUAACUACUUUCUAAAAUCUUAUUUUUAUUUGUAAGAAGUCAUUUACUUAAGGCCCAGUUAAUAUAAGUGGAAUCAUCAUUGUUUGUUUAAGGAAUACCCAGAGAUUGCUGCUGUUCUAUUUAUUUUACAGAAAGGGUAGCUAGAUUGAAAGCUCUUCAGUGGACCUUGCGCUAAUAGAUCUUUUACCACUAAAAGAGCAUUAUUCUCAUGUCAUAAUGAGAAUAAUCAUUUACAUACUUGGCAUAAUAAAUGCCUAAAGGACAUUUUAUUUUCUGAAUCUAUUUUUUUCUUGCUAUAAUGGGGAUAUUGUAAAUUAUGCAUUUGUAUUAAUGGUAUUUCUUAAAGCAUUCUGUGUAACUGUAAACCAAUCUACAAACUAUUGUAGGCAUUUGUAAAUUCUGUUGUAGGUAUUAUAAAUUUGUUGAAGUCUUAAUCAGCAGAUUAUGUUGUGAAUAUAUUUGUACAUUGUUAAAAUAGUUUUUAAGAUUAUUUGUUUAAUUGAAUAAGUGUCUUAUUGGAGUGAUAGCUUUGAAGGUGCAAAACUUUAUAUUUGUAUAAAAUUCUACUGUUUACAAGGCAUUUGACAUGUGUAAUCUCAUUUAAUCCUCAUGACAAAUAUGUAAUACUUAGAUGAUGUAACAGAACUUCCGGUUAUUGAGUGACUUUCCUAAGGAAAACAGAUUACAGGAAUAUCUGUAGGAUAUAAAACACGAUAUAUUAGUAUUUUUAGAGAAAAUAUUUGCUCUAAAUGCCUUUUCCUUUCUUAAAAAUUAAUAAUUUGUUAAGAGCUUGUUUAUUUUACUUAUACUCAGCUGUUCUGUCUGGUGAGAAGAAUUGAUACUGCACUGAAGACAUUUUAAAAGUUAAUCUGAAAGAUCUAACCUAAAUCUUUAGGGUUGAGAGUCUAACAGAGGAUACAUUGGUAUAAUUCUUUUAGAUAACUGUGUUGUUUGAACUGUAAUCCUAAACCAAGUAACAACUGAAUUUUAGAAUAUGCAUGUGGCAGGAGCUACCAUGUAUUCCCUAAUACUCGUUUUUCCCCUUCUACAGAUUUACCACCUAAUUAGCUAGGGCAUGGCAUCCUGGAAUAAAGAUAACCUUUCCCACA
Messenger RNA from Chlorocebus sabaeus (green monkey), 2600 nucleotides. RefSeq names its product trans-golgi network vesicle protein 23 homolog C (gene TVP23C). NCBI's taxonomy places the organism in Eukaryota, Metazoa, Chordata, Mammalia, Primates, Cercopithecidae. Gene Ontology annotation, cellular component: Golgi membrane. Gene Ontology annotation, biological process: vesicle-mediated transport; protein secretion. The record is from RefSeq and is a predicted model, not a curated record.